Molecule: messenger RNA, 5335 nt
Organism: Plutella xylostella (diamondback moth)
Lineage: Eukaryota; Metazoa; Arthropoda; Insecta; Lepidoptera; Plutellidae
Gene: nmo
Product: serine/threonine-protein kinase nemo
Biological process (GO): protein phosphorylation
Molecular function (GO): MAP kinase activity; ATP binding
Source: RefSeq, a predicted model, not a curated record
UUUUCUCUUUCUCUUUCAGUCUCGCUCGAUUCGUGUGGCGUGAGGACGUUGCUGCGCGUCGAGAAUUUAAAUAUUUCACGGUUCCAACCUCUUUGUCCAGAGAAAUUGGACUCGUGGCGACUGAUACAAACAGUUUCACUUCGUAGUACCGAUUAAUUCAAUUCAUAAAAGCCAAACCCAGUGAAAUAAGCGUGUGUUCAUUAUCCCGUGAGUGCGUUCAGUGGUUCCCGCAGUCGAUCGAGCAUGAAUAAUAAAGAAGUAAACGUGAUAGUAUCGUGCGUUCGGCCGGUGUGCGGGUCCGGCGCCUGGUGAGGGAGGCUCGGCCGGGGCUGGGUGCGUGUGAUGCGUCCGCGGUGACGGCAGCGGGUGGAUGGCGGCCGUGGGAGGCCCCGCGCGGCACUCUCGCGUCUCCAUGAGUGUGUCCAUGUCUCUGAUGCAGGGUGGUGCGGGCGCUCCGCAGGGCGCCAUCCUGGCGGCGGCGGCGCCCUACUACCAGGCGCCGGCCAUUCCCCAGGACGUGCAGCCUGACCGCCCCAUCGGCUACGGAGCCUUCGGUGUCGUAUGGGCAGUGACGGACCCGCGCGACGGGCGCCGCGUGGCGCUCAAGAAGCUGCCCAACGUGUUCCAGUCGCUCGUCUCCUCCAAACGCGUCUUCCGCGAGCUCAAGAUGCUCUGCUUCUUCAAACACGAAAACGUAUUAUCAGCGUUGGACAUCCUGCAACCACCGAGCCUCGACUUCUUCCAGGAAAUUUAUGUGAUAACGGAGCUGCUGCAGAGUGACCUGCACAAGAUCAUCGUGUCGCCGCAGCACCUCUCCGCCGACCACAUCAAGGUCUUCCUCUACCAGAUCCUUAGAGGUCUGAAGUACCUACACUCGGCGCGCAUCCUGCACCGCGACAUCAAGCCGGGCAACCUGCUGGUGAACAGCAACUGCGUGCUGAAGAUAUGCGACUUCGGGCUGGCUCGGGUCGAGGAGCCGGACACCAACAAGAACAUGACGCAGGAGGUCGUCACGCAGUACUACAGAGCGCCGGAGAUCCUGAUGGGCGCGAGCCACUACACGGCGGCGGUGGACGUGUGGUCCGUGGGCUGCAUCUUCGGCGAGCUGCUCGGCCGCCGCAUCCUGUUCCAGGCGCAGAGCCCCGUGCAGCAGCUGGAACUAAUAACGGAGCUGCUCGGCACGCCGUCUCUCGAGGACAUGCGGCACGCGUGCGCCGGCGCGCGAGCUCACAUGCUGCGUCGCGCCCCGCGCCCGCCCGCGCUCGCCGCGCUGUACACGCUGUCCGUGCACGCCACGCACGAGGCCGUGCACUUGCUGGCACAGAUGCUAGUAUUCGACCCAGCGAAGCGCAUCUCAGUCGUCGACGCUCUCGCUCACCCGUACCUAGAAGAGGGUCGCCUCCGCUACCACUCUUGCAUGUGUGCGUGUUGCUACAGCGCGCCGCCGGCCGCGCGGCACUACUCGCCGGACCUGGAGCCCGCCGCGCCGCGCGCCUUCCACGACGCCUGGGAGCGGAAGCUGUCCACCGUGCAUCAGGUUAAAGAGGACAUCCACAAGUUCAUAGCGGAGCAGCUGCAAACAUCUCGAGUGCCGCUCUGCAUCAACCCUCAGUCGGCCGCGUUCAAGAGUUUCGCAAGCUCCACCGUGGCGCACCCCUCCGAGCUGCCGCCGUCGCCGCACCAGUGGGAAUGACGCGAGACCAAGCGCGACAAAAGACGCGCCAGCUAGUUUACCACCUAGCCCACUUACAUUUAAGGCUGAUUUUUAGUUCCAAAAACACUUGUGCUGCCAAAUUUAAUACCUAGAUGGCGCUGUAUGCAACUCUAAAUUCCACUAGAUGGAGCUGUAAACGGUGGCACAAGUCUUACGUCACAUUUGAGUUCCCAACUUGAAGAUUCAGUUGUUUUGUUUCAAUAACGAUCGGUUUGUGAUAUAUUCUCGCUUCGCUUGGCGCGUUUACUCGAUUAGGAAAUUUAAAACCGCACCAUACCUCAUUGCGAUAAUAAGAUUAGAUUAAAAUUCUCGAUUGAAGCAAGGCAGCGGGUCUGUGGCGUUACUAUUACCAAAUAUGUUCCGACGAUCUCGGAUGGAGUCGAAAGCUUGGUCUAUUGUGCAAGUGUUGUGCCUACGUCGAAAAUACUCCCCAAUAGUGCACAGGAGGAAUUAGUUUGUAUCUUUAGAUUCUUAUACUUAGUAGAUGUAAAGUAUCCCUCAGUAUUAAUUGAUUCUCUGUCUGUGCAUGUGAAUGGGUGACGUGUGGUCCAACACUUGCGCAAUAGACCAGCUCAGUACUUUAGUUAGUCGUAGUUGUGGCCAGGUUACAGUAUAGUUUAGUUCGUCGGUUCGGAAGUGUUAAUAUAGCGGUUAAAAGCGAACGGUGUACCUUAUUCAUGUAGGAAACGGAAGGGAAAUAUUCCAGGUUUGACAAUCAUACAACGAAAAGUGACAGUCAUCGUUGUACUGUGUACAGUGACUUGUUACAUAGAUAGAUGGUGAAAGAAAGAGAUGGAUAUAGAAAUGAUUCGACAAAAGCAGGAGUGCAAGUGAAUAAGGACAUUUGACAAGUCGAAAAGGAGUAUUUGAUGGGGAAUUACGUAAUCUUUGUGUAUUACUAUUUGUUUUACUUUUGACGUAGCUUGUAUGUAACAAUUAUUAUACACGUGUCUAUGUGAUGUUAAGAGUAGUUUAGUUUAUGGUGUGCCUGAUUGUGUUUCGUACAUUGUUAGCAAUAAUUGUUGCAAUAUAAUUAAUUAAUAUUCACAAGAUUUAUGUGUAAUUUGAUACUUUCAUUUUAUAAGACGGACUUAGACGUUUAGUUUCUGUGUUCUCUAUGUAAUAAUCUAUGCGCGGGUCACCGCAGGUGUCGUUUGUGUACUUAAUAGCGUAUUUUUUAUAAAGAAAAAAACGUAAUGGCUUUUCUCGGACAAAAUUUAAUAACUUCGUCAACUUAAUUGGUGUUCUAAAUUAGUAGUAAUGUUUUUGCAUAUAACCAGGCAAAGUUAGGGAUUCUGAGAUUGGUAAUAGAGAAUUCCUGAAGCCAUCAAAGAAUCUCCAGACACUGGAAACGACACUUGAACUGACCCGCGUUCUUCUCUAACGUAUAAUAUUAAGAUAACUCCUAAACACCAUUGUACAUGUAACAUCGACUGAACAUUUUUAUCUAGUUAGGUUAGUUAGGCAUUAGAAAACAACAUAGAAAUGUAAAAAAAAACGACCCACAGUAAACUUCAUACGCUGAAAAAAUAUAUACUUAAGAUGAUAAAACGAGUAAUGUUCACAUACUAUCAAUGCAGUAGUGAGAUAUUAUUAUAGUGAAUGUUGUAAAAUGUAAUUAAAAUAUUUCAAGCAUUUAUAUAGUCGUAUCGCGAGAGGAUCCAACUGGAGUGAGAAAGUGUGCGUGAAUGAAAAUUAGUGUUGUGCCGUUAGGACCAAGCAUCGACAUACCCCAUUAGACGACUGUUCUCACAAGACAUUACAAUGAUUUAGUUAUUGCAAUCAAGAUAUUAUCUAACUGCUAAUAGGACGGAGCCAUAUGCCAUCAUUUUGGUCAGGUUAACCAGCGUUCAAUUAUUAAUGUAUUACCACAAAAAUUAAACCUUGUUGAAUGCGUCUUUAGUACUAAAUUUUACAGAUUUAUAAGGCGUUUGACAGCCAACUGACAGCGUUGAGCAUGUGUCUAAGUUUUGAUGGCAAUAAACCCUAUAAUGUAUAAAGGCGUCUAAUGGGCUAUGGUGUUGAUAUUUUGAAUCGUUCGUGUAGACAUUAUAUUCAGAUACUAACUCGUCUACGUCACUAGCACUCAUAGCAUAGGAGAACUCUGUGUGCGUUCAACAAACGUCGUAGCCUUAAAACUAGUUCAAAACUAUAUGAAAAUAUAAAAAAUAAACUUGUAAAUAAAUAUAUAGUAUUAAUGUUAUAGGCCUUAGUCGAUUCGAUACGUGAGCCGUGGUCGAGCCCACAGAUUGUAGUAAAGUUCAAGUCACAAGCUGCAAUUUUAUGUUGACAAAUAACACACUAGUACGAUUGAAGUUCUUUCUUGUAAAUUAAAAACCUAGUUAGUUAGGUACUCAGUUUCCUCUAUAAGAUUAGGUAUUAAAAGUACCUAUUUGAUAUCAUGUUUUUGCAUGUAAGAAGAUUGAUAAAAAUUCUUUUAAUUUGACAUAAUUUAGUUUUCGUAAUACGGUAAAUUUGCAGCUCGUGGCCCCGCGAUGGUACAAAGCGCCGGACCGCUAGCAGAUACGAAGUGGGCAGCGGUCUCGGCCACACCCACCUUGCCUUAACUCAGAUAUAGCGACUGUGAUCCAGUAGGGUUAGUGACCCUCCCCCCAAACACACCCUGCCCAGGCUCCCAAUGUAAAUAGACACUAUCCGUAAGAUUUUCUAAUGACAUGCUUAAAAAUUUCGUAAUUUACUCCAUCCCGAAAAUUGGGACUAGAUGUUUGUAAAUACUAAAUGAAUGUAGCGACGCGCUCGGCGUAGACACGGGGACCCUCGUACAUGUGGAUGGAACACGCUUCUGUACAUUAAAGUAUUUCCAGACUUUCAGAGAUCUCGUAUUAUUUAAGUUUUAAGUACACGACUGUUCAUUUAAUACACAAGUGAUGUUUUAGUUUAGUGUCACAUGUGUGCGUGUCGCUCCAUCUUGAUGGCCAGUCAACCGCCGCACCGCCCUUAUUUUAUAAUACUUUGCUCACUCUUACGUUCUCAGACGAGUGUUGAGAUCUUAUCUUAAUUUCAUGUAAAUAGUAUUUUUAAUUUUAAUUCUUAGUUUAGACAAAACUUGUAACGAAUUAGACUUUUGCUUGUGUUCUGUAUCAUCCCACGUUUAACUUAGUAUCUCAAUUUAACAAAAAUGUAAAAAAAAGAAUAAGUAUGAGUGAAUUUCUUUUAUUUCUUUGAUGACUCCAAUUUUACCAGUCUUAUUGUAAAUAUUAGAUAUUUUUGUGCACUGAUAGUCGUUUUAAGUUUACUUUAGUGUUAGGUAUUGAUAUCAAAUGGCUGUAUCAAUCAUAAUAUUUUAACGCCCAAGACACAAUAUAACAGUUAAGAUUUUCGUUUUCACAUUUCGACAUUGAAUUGACAUGAGUCAAUAUUUCCUACGAUUAGUUUUAAUUUCUAAUUUGUGAUUUAGUUUCGAUACAAUGAAUGUAUGAUUAAAAAUGAAUGUAAAUAAUAUGGAAUAGUUGUCUGAUGUUUGUGCGGAGUUAGUUGCGUUGUACCUUUAUUUGUGAACUGCCAAAAGUGUAAUUUUGUAGGCGUAUGUAGGUAGGUGCGGGCGCGGGGAGACCCGGGCCCGCGUGUCACGAUGUAACAAUUAAACUACUGCAUAAUUCA